This is a messenger RNA of Daldinia vernicosa, 986 nucleotides long. RefSeq names its product 40S ribosomal protein S7. The transcript is spliced from 3 exons. Gene Ontology annotation, cellular component: ribosome; small-subunit processome; cytosolic small ribosomal subunit. Bases 192 to 800 code for a protein of 202 amino acids. Gene Ontology annotation, biological process: ribosomal small subunit biogenesis; translation; rRNA processing. Gene Ontology annotation, molecular function: structural constituent of ribosome. The record is from RefSeq and is a predicted model, not a curated record. Lineage: Eukaryota; Fungi; Ascomycota; Sordariomycetes; Xylariales; Hypoxylaceae.
ACAACUUAGCUUGAUUUCCCAAAUUCCCACCCGCGAAUUGAAUUUUGUGUGAAUUUUCGAGCAAAGCCCCGAGCCGAAAACUUUCCAACAUUCCCUCGCGACUUCAAUUCCCAUCCCACCAGCCAACCGCCAUCCGCUCCUUUGCGAACUUCGUUCCCCCUUCUAGCAGCGAAGACAAAUAAACCGCAAUCAUGAGUGCCGCUCUUAACAAGAUCGCGCCCAACAGCCCGUCGCGCCAGAACCCGUCGGAGCUAGAGACCAGCAUCGCUAACGCUCUCUACGACCUCGAGACCAACACCACCGAUCUCAAGUCUGCCCUCCGACCCCUGCAGUUCGUUUCUGCCCGAGAGAUCGAAGUCGGCCACGGCAAGAAGGCUAUCGUCAUCUUUGUCCCCGUCCCAGCCCUACAGGGCUUCCACCGAGUCCAGCAGCGCUUGACUCGUGAGCUCGAGAAGAAGUUCUCCGACCGCCAUGUCCUGAUCCUCGCCUCGCGCCGCAUCCUUCCCCGACCCAAGCGCUCUGCCCGCUCGCGCAACACCCUCAAGCAGAAGCGACCCCGUUCGCGAACUCUGACUGCUGUCCACGACGCCAUCCUUACUGACCUCGUUUACCCCGUCGACAUCGUCGGCAAGCGUCUGCGCUACAAGGUAGACGGCAGCAAGCUCCUCAAGGUCAUCCUUGACGAGAAGGAGCGUGGUGGUGUCGACUACAGACUCGACACCUACUCCGAGGUCUACCGCCGCCUGACGGGCCGAACCGUCACCUUCGAGUUCCCCCAGUCCGGUGCCACCGAGUACUAGGGAUAGGCGGAUGUUAUCUGGGCUGGUAUGGGAAGAGAGUUUGGCAUUGUCUUUCAUGGAAUGAUAGCAUGGCAAAUCUGGUGGGCCAAAAACUACAUUACUGGCACGGCGUCUAGAUAGCUUGUGGACUAAAAUGACAAGCUGGUUUUAUGAUGACAUAUCACACUUAAUGAAUUGUUUUCGAUA